Molecule: messenger RNA, 3099 nt
Organism: Durusdinium trenchii
Lineage: Eukaryota; Dinophyceae; Suessiales; Symbiodiniaceae
Source: the annotation of a GenBank genome assembly
AUGGUGCUGGAACUGGAUGAACUUGCCAGUGGCAUAGCGAGGAGAGGUGCCUCGGGUGCCUCUGGUGGCCCCAGUGCACCAGUUGCUUCAGCUGCAGGCAGCUCACCGGUGGCAGAGAAGAAGGAGAAGGAGAAGAAGGAGAAAGUCGCUAAAGAAAAACCUACAUGGGGUGAGCCUGGAAAGGGAAAAGAAAAAAAAGAGAAAGCAAAAACCAAAGUUGUAGAGGAGGAGAUCGUGCAAACUCCUCAUGGUGAAAAGAAGGACAUGACUCGAGCAAUGGCACAAGCUUACAAUCCAAAGGCUGUUGAAUCAGCAUGGGAUGCAUGGUGGGAGAAGAGAUCUUUCUUUACACCAGAUGCUAAGGCUGUCCAAGGCAGUUGCGAGUCAAAGAGGUUUGUGAUGGUGAUUCCUCCACCCAACGUGACCGGGAAGCUGCAUUUGGGACACACCUUGACAGGCGCCAUCGAAGAUGCUCUUACACGAUGGCACCGCAUGUGCGGCAAUGCCACUCUUUGGCUGCCAGGUGUUGACCAUGCCGGCAUUGCCACUCAGAGUGUUGUGGAGCGCCGUUUACUCAAAGAAGAGAAAUUGACUCGCCAUGAUUUGGGUCGAGAGGCUUUCCUGAAGCGUGUUUGGGAGUGGAAAGAGAUGAAUGCAGGCCACAUCAAAAAGCAGUUGCAACGAAUAGCAGCAUCAGUGGACUGGACCCGUGAGCGUUUCACCAUGGAUGAUCGUUGCGCGAGGGCUGUAGAGGAGGCAUUUAUCCGAUUUCAUGAUCAGGGCCUUAUCUACAGAGACAAUCGCUUGGUGAAUUGGUGCCCAUACUUGAGAACUGCAUUGUCGGAUCUUGAAGUGGAUCAUGAAGACAUUGCUGGUAAGACUUUGGUGAGCAUUCCAGGCUUUGAUGACAAGGUAGAGGUUGGCGUGCUUUGCGAGUUCAAGUACAUGAUCAAGGGAACCAAAGAUGCCUUGACUGUAGCAACUACACGAUUGGAAACCAUGCUGGGUGAUACAGCCGUGGCGGUUCAUCCAGAGGAUGAAAGAUACAAAGCCUUCCACGGCAAGGAGAUUGAACAUCCAUUCUUCCCUGACCGGAAGAUGGUGGUGAUUGCAGACACCAUGGUUGACAAGGAGUUUGGCACGGGCUGUGUGAAGAUCACCCCGGCCCAUGAUCACAACGACUUUAAAUGUGGUGUGCGACACGGCUUGAAGCAGAUCAACGUCUUCUCAGAAGAUGGCAAUAUCAACGAGCUUGGUGGAGAAUUCAAAGGCCAGCAUCGCUUCAAGGCACGAACUACUGUGGAGGAAGCACUGAAGAAGAUCCUUGGCUGCAACUAUGUGAAGGCUGUGAGGAAUGGUGAGUUGAAGAUUCUUCCAGAAUUCCAUCAUCAGACUUGGUACCAUUGGCUAGAGAAUAUUCAGGAGUGGUGCAUCUCACGCCAGCUUUGGUGGGGUCAUCGCAUCCCGGCUUACAAGGUGGUGAAACCAGAGCAAAAGGAAGAGAAGUGGUAUACCGGCAGAUCAAAAGAGGAGGCUGCAGCAAAGGCUGCCAAAGACUUGGGACAGAAGGUGGAAGUAGAGCAGGAUGAAGACGUUUUGGAUACCUGGUUUUCCUCCGGUCUUUUCCCUUUCAGUGUCUUUGGAUGGCCAGACACUGAGAACAACGAUGACUUCAAGGCCUUUUUCCCUACUUCGUUGUUGGAAACAGGCCACGACAUUUUGUUCUUUUGGGUAGCACGCAUGGUGAUGAUGUCCCUGGGCCUGACGGGAAAGCUCCCGUUCCACACCGUCUACUUGCAUGCCAUGGUGCGGGAUGCCCACGGCCGGAAGAUGUCGAAGAGCUUGGGCAACGUGAUCGACCCCUUGGAGGUGAUCGAUGGCAUCGACCUGGAAAACCUCCACAAGAAGCUCUAUGAAGGGAACCUCCCUGACAAGGAGAUUGAGAAAGCCAAGAAAGGUCAAGCGCAAGACUAUCCUGAUGGGAUCCCUGAGUGUGGUGCAGAUGCCUUGCGCUUCGGCUUGUUGGCUUAUACCCUUCAAGGAAGGAACGUGAAUCUCGACAUUAACCGCGUGGUCGGCUACAGACAAUUCUGCAACAAAGUUUGGCAAGCCACAAGGUUUGGCCUGCUUUAUUUUGGAGAUGACUUCACCUUUCCAGGUGCUUUGCGUCCAGAUCUUCCUUUGGCAUGGGAGGACAGGUGGAUCAUUUCAAGACUCUCCUUUUGCGCGCAGAAGACCAAUGAAAGCAUGGAGAAGUACGAGUUUGCCAAUGCCACAACGGCCACAUACAGCUUCUUCCUCUAUGAGCUCUGUGAUGUGUACCUGGAGCUGUUGAAGCCCCGUUUCCAUGGUGAGACCACAGAUGAGAAUGUCCUUAAAGAUCGGGAUGUGGCUCGACAAGUCUUGUACAUUUGCCUUGACUGGUCGAUGAGAUUGAUGCACCCAUUGCUUCCAUACCUUACUGAGGAGCUCUAUCAACGGCUGCCUCCCUCUCCCACCAAAUGUGAGAGCAUCACCAUUGCUCCCUUCCCUGUGGGUGUGCAUGCUUGGAGGAAUGAAGCCUUAGAGAAGGAAAUGGAAGUCACCAGUGAGAUUGCGAAGCAGUUCCGCUCUCAAAAGACCUCCCUCGGCUUCAAUCCAGGUGCCCGGCCUGAAGCCUAUAUCAGGCAUACGGAGGAGGACUCCCGGGUGCAGAUCGAGAAGUUGAAGAGUCAGAUCUCUCGCAUGGCUGCAGUAGGAGCGAUUCAAGUCCUCAAAGCUGGUGCAGCUGAUCCACACGGCACUAUGCGGGAUGUGGUGAAUGAGAAGUGCCAGAUCUACACCAAAGUGGAGGGUUUAGACUUGUCUGGUGAGAAGGCAAAGCUUCAGAAAAAGGUGACCUCUGCUCAAAAGAUGGUGGAGUCCUACAAGCAGAAGAUGUCUGUGGAGGGAUACGAGGAAAAGGUGCCGGCCAACGUGCGGGAGCAGAACAGUCAGAAGAUGCAGGCUUCCCAGAAAGAACUGGAGGAGCUCCAGAGGGCUUUGCAGAGUUGCGGCGCCAGCUCAACCAAAUACGAAGCUGGGCAUCCGAGAGCAGUGAAUCCACAGCUGAUGCUGUGA